Molecule: messenger RNA, 2136 nt
Organism: Rana temporaria (common frog)
Lineage: Eukaryota; Metazoa; Chordata; Amphibia; Anura; Ranidae
Product: apelin receptor-like
Exons: 1
Coding region: 118-1200 (360 amino acids)
Biological process (GO): immune response; G protein-coupled receptor signaling pathway
Cellular component (GO): membrane
Molecular function (GO): G protein-coupled receptor activity
Source: RefSeq, a predicted model, not a curated record
AAGAACUUGAGUGAAGGCUGUUUUCAUAUCUCAGGUCAGAGCACAGACACACUACAGAGCCUGGAAUCUACUGCUUGCACAAGUUCACAAUCCUCAUCUGCCUCUCAGCUUUCAGCAAUGACCAACUAUGAGGAUGAGCUAAAUAAUGAAACAGACUAUUUAGACUAUGAAAAUGGAACCGAAGACUGUAUGGAAAAAGACUGGGACCUGUCAUCCUCCUUGCUACCUGUAUUUUACAUGCUCGUCUUUGUCUUGGGACUGUCUGGAAAUGGUGUAGUCAUCUUCACAGUAUGGAAAGCAAAGCCCAAGAGGAGAUCCGCAGACACCUAUAUCGGUAACCUUGCCAUUGCUGACCUGGCUUUUGUUGUCACCUUACCCUUAUGGGCUACCUACACCGCUCUUGGCUUUCACUGGCCCUUUGGUUCUGCUCUUUGCAAGAUCAGUAGCUACCUGGUGCUGCUGAAUAUGUUUGCCAGUGUUUUCUGCCUCACCUGUCUGAGUUUCGACAGAUACCUGGCCAUUGUUCACUCGCUCUCAAGCGCCAACCUGCGCUCCCGUUCAACAACAAUGCUGUCCCUGGGAAUUAUAUGGUUCUUCUCAGGGUUUCUGGCACUACCCAGUCUGAUUCUCCGCGAAACCCGUCCUGAUGGCAAUAAGACUGUUUGUGACCUGGACUUCACGGGUAUCUCCGAAAAGGAGAACGAGAAUUACUGGAUUGGAGGACUCAGCCUUCUCACCACCAUACCAGGUUUUCUGCUUCCGCUACUCCUCAUGACCACAUUCUACUGCUUCAUUGGCUGCAAGGUAACCGUCCACUUCCAGAAUCUCAAGAAAGAAGAGCAAAAGAAGAGAAGGCUUCUAAAGAUAAUCGUCACGCUUGUCGUUGUGUUUGCCAUUUGUUGGUUGCCAUUUCAUAUUAUCAAAACCAUCCACACCCUGGGGCUCAUAGGUGUUGUAGACCUUUCUUGUCCACAGUUUAACCUGAUCCUCAGCCUGCACCCUUAUGCCACAUGUCUGGCAUACAUCAACAGCUGCCUUAACCCGUUCCUCUAUGCGUUCUUCGACCUUCGGUUCCGCUCGCAGUGUUUUUUUUUUUUUGGACUUAGCAAAACCUUCCAUGGACAAAUUAGUAACACCUCCUCCAGCCUGAGUGCCCAGACACAAAAAUCUGAAUUACACUCGUUGGCAACUAAAGUGUAAUUAAAGAAAAGAGAGGAUGGACAUGAACAGUAAGGACAAUGUACUUAUGAGACUUUGGAGGCUAAAUAAACUUAUCUCUAUGCUGGUAGAGCAUUUGCUGAUAAAGGAAUACUUCUGCUGGACUUUACUCUAGAGCUUGGAACAUCUUAUUGAUGCCUCUUGAUGCUUGCACUGGAAAAAAAAGACUGAAAGCACUGUCUCUAGGACAUCAAAAAGUCUUGUUCUGUCUCUCUCUGUGGGACAGGAGAGCUGGAAGGAUGGGACAAGAUAUGCCGUUAAGUUUCACAUUCAUUUUUCACAUAACCUCUAUAAUGAUAAUAGCCAGAAAAUACAGUAUUAUGUUGAUUCAUUCUUAGUACUUUGUGCAUUACCUUAGAGACUUUAAUUCUGUGUAUAUUUGGCUUUUUUGAAGCACUUGUAUAAUGUUAUAGAGCUUAUAUCUAACAUACUCAUAAUGGAAUGUGUGGGAUUUUAAAACUGAAGGGACAAAUGCUAUAAAUUGUUUUAUUCUACGUUAUGUUUCAGUGUUAAAUCCAUUUCUGUUGCAGACAGAUGUUUAAGCUGUCGGCACUGAAGGGGUUAAAUAUCAGCUGCGUUUGUUAACCUCUUAGUUGACAAAAAGGCAAGCAUCUCCUUGCAGGGCAAUGUAUUGCUGGUCUCUAUGUUUAAGUGCCUUUGACUCUGUAGAGCUGUUGGCCAAUCUCUGGCUCUCCAGCUGCUGUAGAACUACAAGGACCAGCUUGGCCAGCACGGCCAUGACCGGAAUUUGUGUUUCUCCAACAGCUGUAGAGCUGUAAGUUAUCCAACGCUUGAAUAUGUAGAUAUGUAUAUAAAUAAAUGAAUGAUUAUAACAUAUCCCCUCGGAGAGGGGCUUCGUUGACAAGGGUUGGUAUACUUUUGUAAUAUGAUGCAAUAAAAUUCUUGUACUUACUAAAA